AUGGCAAGGCGAGAAGACGACUCCCACACCAACGGGUCCGUGUUCGAGGCGUCCGUGGAGGAAGGGAGGAAGGACAAGGCGGAGGUGUACGACGAUCACCAGCCUGAGGCUCACGAAGAUGCGGUCUGCGGCAUGCCGGCGUCCGUCUCGUUCCUUCAGCAGCUCCUCGCCGAGUUCUUCGCGACGUUCUUCUUGAUCUUCGCCGGCUGCGGCGUCAUCACGGUGAACCAGAAGAACGGCAUGGCCACGUUCGUGGGUGUCGCUGUGGUGUGGGGCAUGGUCGUCAUGGCCAUGAUCUACGCCGUGGGACACGUCUCCGGCGCGCACAUCAACCCCGCAGUCACCCUUGGCUUCGCCGUCUCCGGCCGGUUCCCCUGGAGGAAGGUCCCGGCGUACAUGCUGGUGCAGACGGUGGCGGCGACGGUCGCAAGCCUGAUGCUGCGGUUGAUGUUCGGCGGGAGCCACGAGCCCGCGCCGGUGAACCUCCCUGGCGGCUCCAACAUCCAGUCCCUCGUCCUCGAGUUCAUCAUCACCUUCUACCUCAUGUUCGUCGUCAUGGCCGUGGCCACCGAUGACCGAGCGGUCGGGCAGAUGGCCGGGCUCGCGGUGGGCGGAACCAUCAUGCUUAACGUCCUGUUUGCCGGGCCGGUGUCGAGUGCAUCGAUGAACCCGGCGAGGAGCAUCGGGCCGGCGCUGGUGGGGAGCAAGUACAAGUCGCUGUGGGUGUACAUCUUCGGGCCGUUCGCUGGCGCGGCGGCCGCAGCGUGGGCGUAUGGCCUCAUCCGCCCCACCGACAAGACCCUCGGCGAGCUUACCAAGAGCAUCUGCCGGACCAACUGA
Molecule: messenger RNA, 840 nt
Organism: Phragmites australis (common reed)
Lineage: Eukaryota; Viridiplantae; Streptophyta; Magnoliopsida; Poales; Poaceae
Product: aquaporin NIP1-4-like
Exons: 5
Coding region: 1-840 (279 amino acids)
Biological process (GO): transmembrane transport
Cellular component (GO): membrane
Molecular function (GO): channel activity
Source: RefSeq, a predicted model, not a curated record